AUGGAACCUUUUACCUAUUUUUACUACUUGAUUUUUCUUACGGGAUUUAUUGGAAGCUGUUUCGCACUAUGGGCAUUCACGCAAAAAGGUCAGAAACAGAAGUGUAUGAGCAUCUACUUAAUUAACCUCUUGACAGCGGAUUUUUUGUUGACUUUGGCGUUGCCAGUGAAGAUUGUUGUUGACCUGGGAGUUGCAUCGUGGAAACUGAGAAUAUUCCACUGUCAAGUUACAGCCUGUUUCAUCUACCUGAACAUGUAUUUAUCAAUUAUAUUCUUGGGAUUUGUAAGCAUGGACCGUUGCCUUCAACUCACACACAGUUGUAAGAUCUACCGCAUUCAAGAGCCUGGAUUCGCCAAGGUGCUCUCUGCAGUCGUAUGGGCAAUGGUUCUCCUUAUAACAGUGCCAAACAUGGCUAUUCCAAUAAAAUCCAUUGAAGAAAGACCUGGGGCAGGAUGCAUUGAUUUCAAAACAAAAUUUGGAAGAGACUGGCACGUCUUUACCAACUUCAUAUGCACAGCAAUAUUCCUGAAUUUUUCAGCUGUGAUACUGAUUUCCAACUUCCUCGCUGUCAGACAACUCCACCGAAACAAAUACAGCGAGAGUUACACAAACGUGAAGAAAGCCCUGGUCAACAUACUGCUGGUAACUGCAGCCUACCUGCUGUGCUUUGUUCCGUACCACAUCGUUCGUAUCCCCUACACUUUGAGCCAAAGCGAAACCAUAACCAGCUGCUCUCUGAAACAAGCUCUCUUUAAAGCUAAAGAAUCUACCUUGCUGUUUGCAGUAUCAAACCUCUGUUUUGACCCUAUUCUGUAUUACCACCUUUCCAAAUCAUUCAAAUUGAAAUUUACUGAGACUUUUGCAGCACACAGAGAGGCGAAGGUUUUCCCAGACCAAGAGACACAACACAGAAGUGAACAGCAGAUGCAGUGA
Messenger RNA from Leptosomus discolor (cuckoo roller), 933 nucleotides. RefSeq names its product G protein-coupled receptor 171 (gene GPR171). The record is from RefSeq and is a predicted model, not a curated record. Gene Ontology annotation, biological process: G protein-coupled receptor signaling pathway. Gene Ontology annotation, molecular function: G protein-coupled purinergic nucleotide receptor activity. Gene Ontology annotation, cellular component: membrane. Lineage: Eukaryota; Metazoa; Chordata; Aves; Leptosomiformes; Leptosomidae.